CUCUCUCGUGUUUCCUCUCUGUCUUCCUCUUCCUGCUUAUUAGUGUUGAGUGGACAGACAGAGACAGUCUGAUUAACUGAGUCAGAGCUGAUGUUCGUCAUCACCUGGAAAAGAGGAAGAGUUCAAUGUUAUUCAUUGUUAAUGAGUGAGGCUGCUCUCAAGUUGGUGCCAAAAGACUUUUGUGUGAAAAAUAAAGAUUAGAAAAAAGAAAUCUAAAAGAUAAAAACUCCAGAUCUUAAACUAUAAAUAUAUGUAAGAAAGUAAAAUGUAAACGAGUGCAGAUAUGCAGUCUGGAGGACAAUGUGCUACAAGGCCAAAAACAAGAAAAGUUUCUUCUCAUGAGUUGACAACAACAAACUUCCAUAUGUCUGUCUGAACUUAAUGACUCUGCAUGUAAACGCACUGAUUAAUACAUGUUUUUAUCUUCCAGGGUCAAAGGUCAUCAAAGUGAAUCGAGGGAGUGAUGUUACUUUACCCUGUUCGCUCAGCACCAAGGAGAACAUUGAGGAUAAACUCUUUGUCUGGAAGAAAGAUGGUCAGAAGGAGUUGUUCCUGUAUGAAGCAGGGGAUCAUUACAACAACGUCCGAACAGGUCAAGUUCACCAGUUCGAAGGUCGAGUCUCACAUUUUCCAGAUAGACUGAAGCUCGGCGACGCCUCCAUAAACAUCAGAAAGACGAAAUUGGCCGACAGCGGAAACUACACCUGUGCUUUUCCUCGUCUUCAGCCAAGUCAAAUAUUCCACAUUCAGCUUGUUGUUGUUGCAGCUGCAACGCUGUCCAUCGAGAUAUUUGAAACGAAGGACGGGACGCUGCUGCAGUGUGAGAUUCAAGGUGCUACUCCACAGCCAAAGCUACACUGGCAGGACAUAGCUGGAAACAUCCUUCCUGCUGGAGAACCACAGGCCUCAGAAAGAGGAGGCAUCUACAACAUCACCCUCCAAACUACUGUGACUAAGACCGGCCUCUAUGUGUGUUCAUCCACACAGGAGGAAAUCAACCGUCAGAUUUCUGUUGUGACCUACAUGUAUAUCACUGGUGCAGCUCCAGAGCCGUCUGUCACGAUACUUGAUCAAACGAAGGACUGGUCGCUGCUGCAGUGUGAGGUUCAAGGCGCUCCAAAACCUAAAGUAGAGUGGCAGGACAGUGCUGGAAACAUCCUUCCUGCUGAAGAACCACAGGUCUCAGAAAGAGGAAGUCGCUACAACAUCAUCCUCCAAACUAAUGUGACCAAGACCGACCGCUAUCGCUGUGUAGCCACACAGGAGGACAUCAACCAUCAGAUUUAUACUGAGACCUACGUGUUUAUCAGUGGGUCAAAGGUCAUCAGAGUGGAAGUAGGGAGUGAUGUUACUUUACCCUGUUCGCUCAGCACCAAGGAGAACAUUACGGAUAACCUCUUUGACUGGAGGAAAGAUGAUCAGAAGGAGGUUUUCCUGUAUGAUGCAGGGGAUCAUUACAAUAACGGCCGCGCAGGUCAAGAUGAGCAGUUCGAAGGUCGAGUCUCACAUUUUCCAGAUGAACUGAAGCUCGGCGACGCCUCCAUAAAAAUCAGAAACACGAGUGUGACCGACAGCGGAGACUACACCUGUGCUUUUCCUCGUCUUCAGCCAAAUCAAACAUUCCACAUUCGGCUUCUUGUUGUUGAUCCCAUCUUAAAGGACAGAUCAGGUGAAAACAUCCCAGGGUCAAAGGUCAUCAGAGUGGAAGAAGACAGUGAUGUUACUUUACCCUGUUCGCUCAGCACCAAGGAGGACAUUGAGCUAAAACUCUUUGACUGGAAGAAAGAUGGUCAGAAGGAGGUGUUCCUGUAUGAUGCAGGGGAUCAUUACAAUAACGGCCGAGCAGGUCAAGAUGAGCAGUUCAAAGGUCGAGUCUCACAUUUUCCAGAUGAACUGAAGCAUGGCGACGCCUCCAUAAAAAUCAGAAACACGAGGGUGGCCGACAGCGGAGACUACACCUGUGAUUUUCCUCGUCUUCAGCCAAGUCAAAUAUUCCACAUUCGGCUUGUUGUUGGGUCAAAGGUCAUCAGAGUGGAAGAAGACAGUGAUGUUACUUUACCCUGUUCACUCAGCAGCAAGGAGGACAUUGAGUUUAAACUCUUUGACUGGAAGAAAGAUGGUCACAAGGAGGUGUUCCUGUAUGAAGCAGGGGAUCAUUACAAUAACGGCCGAGCAGGUCAAGAUCAGCAGUUCAAAGGUCGAGUCUCACAUUUUCCAGAUAGACUGGAGCACGGCGACGCCUCCAUAAAAAUCAGAAAUACGAGGGUGACCGACAGCGGAGUCUACACCUGUGCUUUUCCUCGUCUUCAGCCAAGUCAAAUAUUCCACAUUCAGCUUGUUGUUGGGUCAAAGGUCAUCAGAGUGGAAGAAGACAGUGAUGUUACUUUACCCUGUUCGCUCAGCACCAAGGAGGACAUUGAGCUAAAACGCUUUGACUGGAGGAAAGAUGGUCACAAGGAGGUUUUCCUGUAUGAUGCAGGCCUUCAUUCCAGUAGCGGCCAAAUAGGUCAAGAUCAGCAGUUCGAUGGUCGAGUCUCACAUUUUCAAGACAGACUGCAGCACGGCGACGCCUCCAUAAAAAUCAGAAAGACGAAAUUGGCCGACAGCGGAAACUACACCUGUGAUUUUCCUCGUCUUCAGCCAAGUCAAAUAUUCCACAUUCAGCUUGUUGUUGUAGGUGAAUUAACGGACAGAUCAAAGGAAAAACCAGGUGCAGCUGCAAAGCUGUCCAUUGAGAUAUUUGAAACAAAGGUCGGGAUGAUGCUGCAGUGUAAGGUUCAAGGAGCUUCUCCACAGCCAAAGCUACAGUGGCAGGACAGUGCUGGAAACAACCUUUCUGCUGAAGAACCACAGGUCUCAGAAAGAGGAAGUCGCUACAACAUCAUCCUCCAAACUACUGUGACCAAGACCGACCGCUAUCGCUGUGUAGCCACACAGGAGGACAUCAACCAUCAGAUUUAUACUGAGACCUACGUGUUUAUCAGUGGGUCCUCCACUGGAUGGAUUGCUUUUGGAGUUCUUUUAGUUGUUGGUGUUGUUGGUGUUCUUCUAUAUGUGCUUUACAAAAAGGGUUACUUCAAACUCAAUUCUCAGAAAGGUUCACCACAGGAGACAAGCUUCCCCUAAACGGAGGUUCACAGACUUCAAGACCCCAGCCAUCAGAGUAGCCACCUGAUCCAGAAACUGAACCAGCUUUACAUGUGCUGUGAAGUUGGCUGCUGAAGUAUGUGUGUGUUGUAUUUCUGAUUUGUGAGAGCCAGUCUGAGGUUUGGACCAGACUGUAUGAUAGUGAGGACAUUUUGGCUGGUCCUCACUUAUUUCAGGCAGUUUGAGAGUUAAACCUGGUUUUAAGGUUAGUUAUCUUUCCCUGACCUUAACCAAGUGUUUUAUAUACUGUCCUUAAUGAGUCUUCCUUAUCAAGAUCAUGGACAGUAAGAUAACAGCAAGCCAAUAUACUGUAUGUAGUCUUUACCUCACAGCACUCAAUAUUUGGUUGAAGGCAGAAUAAGUAGGAUUUGUUGCUUUUUGUAAACACGUGAUUCUAAGUUGGCCCCUUGGCGUCAGCUAGAACAAAUCAGUGAAUCAGAGAAAUAAAAUGUUGUGUUCUUUACGAACACAGCAAACUAAUAAGAAACUAAGAAAAUACCGACAGAGGGCAGCGUCUCUGCAGAUAGACACUGCCACACACUUCUCGUGGGCCAUAAGUGAUGACUGAGAGGGAUUAUUUUUUAUUAUUAUCUUACAAAUAGUGCCCAAGGCAAGUGUUGGACACAAAAUUCUGUUGAAGAGGCAUCAGUACACCGACAUGCUUGUUGGACGGUUGUGUCCAACUCCUAAUCACAGUUGCCAAGUUUUUAUUUGGGCUUGUUUUUCUGUAAAGUUCCUUACAAAUAUUGGUGGUUGUAGUUUUUGGGGCUUGUGUAGUUGCUUAUUUAGCCUUGCUCCCUAUGAGGAGAUUGGAUUUACUGCCUCAAAGUAAAACAAGACAAGACAUACGUUAGCUGAAGGUAGCAUGUCACACAUCCUCAUUCAUUUAUUCAUUAUCUCUGCCAGACGUAAGCAGAAUUCGCCAUUUUACAAUAAACUAGGCUUAAAACAAAGCUUACCUAGUCUUUUGCAGGCCACUUUUUGGCUUGUGUCGUGGCUUAAAAACUGACAUCCAUAGAAAAGUUUGGUCUCAUCUUGAACCGGAGCAUCUGCAGAUUAAUUCCACACCCGAUAUGUUAUGAUCCACUAAAGUUAGACACGAUACGAGAUCAAUAAAUCCACGUUUUUUUUGUUUGCUUUGCUAGAUAUAAUCACACUUAAUAAUUUUUUUUUUAGUCAGCUAGGCAGGGGAUGCAACUGAACUUAAGCCUGCUGCAAAUAUUUUAUCACCUGUGCGAAUGCUUUUUUAACAUAAAAUGUAUGUAAAAUGAAAUGUUUGUGUAUGUGCUCAUGUCAUCAUGUCUGCAGUAAAUUAAUCAUUAAUUUAAAUCAUCUGGGCACCCUGGUGGCCUUGGGCUUAAAGGUAUGCUGGUGUUUUUUCUUGUAAACAAACAAGUUAUAUUUAUAUUCAGUGUUUCUCACCAAAACACUGUGUAUUCUUGAUGUCAAACAAACGUGUUGAAUUCAUUUCUUUUCUCAUAGCAAAGCCAAUCUGCACGUGUCUAAUAUGCUUUUUCCACAAAAAAGUUUAAAUGCCUGGUUAAAAAUGUACUCCUCCCUCAUUGUAAAACCCAGAAUCUAUGAAUAUGCAAAUAUUUUUCAUUUCAGUAUUUAAUUAUUUUCUUAAGGCUGUGUUAUUGUGUAUGAUUUGUCCCGUUAGUUAUAAAGGCUGGUGCUUUUAUUUUGAAGGAAUCAUGCCAGUAGGAGGAAAAACCCGGAAGUGGAAUAGCAGGAGUGUCAGCACAGUAAAGGUGUGCCUUAUUAGAGAUUGUUACUAAGUUAAGAGUUCAAAAGUGGUAUUUCACGAUUGUGUAUAAAUAACAUUAAUUCAGUUUGAAUUUGAGGUUUAUAAUACAAGAUCUUAGAGUUGUGGUUGAAUAUUAUUGGAAGGUUUUAUUGAUGUAUUUCAUCAGGAUGUUAAAGGCUGCUUGACAUUUGUUUAAUGACUCUCCCUCAUUGAUCUUAAAAUAAAAUAAAUCUUAAAAUUGA
Molecule: messenger RNA, 5136 nt
Organism: Siniperca chuatsi (mandarin fish)
Lineage: Eukaryota; Metazoa; Chordata; Actinopteri; Centrarchiformes; Sinipercidae
Product: CD276 antigen-like
Exons: 13
Coding region: 382-3126 (914 amino acids)
Source: RefSeq, a predicted model, not a curated record